UAAAUAAAUAAAUAAAAUAUAAUAAUUUAUAGUGCUCUGCAGGCACAAUGGUCUGUUAAUAAGAAACAAGUUUAAGGAUAUACAAGGAGGAUCUUUGAUCAAAUUGGUCAGUAGAGCUGAUAUAAUAUAUAACCCCAUUUGGAGAUGAUGUCAAAAGCCCAAAUUGAAGACCCUGGCUGAAUGGUUCUCCUGGCCCCUUUCCUGUGAUAGGCUGUGCUGCUGCCUCUGCACACAGUAGGUGCUCUGUGUUUGCUGAAUGAUAGGAAUAAAUACAGCUUUCCAAGUUGGUUAUUGAAAAGCCACAUACAGUAAGUAUUCCUGAGGAACUAUGAAAUCCUGAACAAUAGGGCAGGAAGCCACCUCCUCCUCUAGUGACCCCAGCCCUCAAGAGUCCAGCUGAAGGCUGCAACAGGAAGCCCCUCACCCACUGUCUUUUCUCCCCCUCUUCCCUACUACCCUCCCCCCACCCCCAGCCCAGGAGCACCAAAUGCAGUCCUGCUUCCCAUCCGCUCUCAGCCUCUUCUCCUCCACUCUCUGGAGGGUCCCAGGUGAAGAAAGAGAAAAGCAUUUACUCACAGAAGGAGGCAAGCAGCCAAGCUGCGCUUAGAGAGCCGUCCUGCCCCCAGGCAGGCCUGAGGAAUAAAGAAACAGCAAACAGCGAGAGGACAAAGAAGGACUUAAAGCACUGGAGCAAGGGGGAGAAAAGGCCUCAGAAAGUUUACAAAGCAAUCUGUCAGAGAAGGAAUGAAAAGGGACCCCGCUGGGCUGAGGGGCUCAGGCGCCCGCCUCACCUUAGGCCUGGUUAGAAACCUGCAAUUACUUAGCCAAAGUCUGAACCAAUCCCCCUCCUCCUUGUCCCAGAGGUUUCCCUGAGCGUGAAGCCUCAAUUUGCUGGGUUUCUGGCAGCCCCAAAUACCUCUGCUCUACUGGGCUCACUACACCAUGUGCUUGAACCCACCAAACUGGCCCAGCUCCCAGUUCCCUCUAGAUUUCUAGCAGAAACACUAUGUGAGGAAAAGGUCACCAGCAGAUCCUCACAGCUAUGGAGCCACUCUGACUUCCCAGAUUUUCAGAGCCAGUGAAAAUAUCCACAGGCCUUUCUGGAAGUCUCCCCUGCCAGUAACGGCAGGAUUGAUAAUAACAACAGCUAUCAUCUGAGUGCUUACCCCGUGUGGAGUGCUUAAAGUCAUAUCACUUAGUGCUCACCACCGCCUUAGGUAUGAUUACCCCAUUUUACAGAAAAAGAAAUGGGCCUGGAGAGAUUAAAUGACUUUCCAAAGGACACACAGCCUGGAUUCCAAAGCAGGUCUGUCUGACCUUGAUGCUCAUACUCUCCCCACAGAGGGACACUGCCUCUUGGGAACCCUCUACGAUUCCAUUUUUUUGUGGUACUCAUACCAAUUUUAGAUGGGGUAGGAUGGUACAAUUCUGUGGUAUCUAAAGAAUUCCUAGCCUCACAGUUGGGGGUGAGGCAUGGGAGUGGGAGAGUUUGCCUGACGUCUGGGUAGGGUCCUAGUUCUUUUUAGACACUUGAGUAAUUUAACCAUAAAUAACUGGGCACUGGGAACAGGACACUCACUAAUAAAAGCAUAGCCUGGAGUCAUGUUCAGGAAAAAAAAAAAAAAUUCAAGUCACUCAGUGGGUGGAUGUAUCCGCAAAACAAAAGAAAAGCCCCUUUCCCAGCCCAGGCAGAGAAGUCUCCUGUACAGUUAAGAGACAACAGGCUUCUGGGCACGUAGCCAAGGUUCUGGGGAUAUUUAUAACUUGAAGAGGGUGGGAGUCCCUAAUAAGCUGCUAUAUUCUUUUUCCAUCACUUCCCUCUCCAAGGCUACAGCGAGCUCGGAGCUCUUCCCCACGCAGAAUGCCUGCUUUCCCUACUCCUGGGCUUCCAUUGUCUAAUUUUCUCCUCCUGGCUGGGGAAAGGGAAGGCUGCAAGCCCUUCCGUUCGGAGGAACUCCAGUUGAAUACAGUUUAGCUGCUGGUGGUGUUUCUUGGCUAGCUCCUGUGGUCUUAGGGAUCUGCCCAUGAGCCUGCGGUUUCUCUGAGCUGCCUGCGAGUCUGAGGUCUCGGGAAUCUGAGUCUUUGGGAUCCGCCUACGAUCUCUGGGCUUUACCUGCAAGUCUACGGAUUCGAGAUCUACCUGGAGGUCUGAGAUAUCCGGGAUCUGCCAGUGAUCUCUAGAACCUUUCCGAACGCCUAAAGUCUCAGAGAACUCUGCCUGCGGAUUUGGAAUCUGUUUGAGGCCUCUCGGAUCUUGGAGCUGGCGAUCUAGUGGAUUUUUUGCGGGACAGGAGCGCUGUCUGCUAGCUGCUUUUCCUGCUCUCUCUUCUGGGAGGUGAAACCUUGAGCCCGCGAUGGCAGCCACCCUGCUCAUGGCUGGGUCCCAGGCACCUGUGACAUUCGAAGAUAUGGCCAUGUACCUCACCCGGGAAGAAUGGAGACCUCUGGACCCUACACAAAGGGACCUUUACAGGGAUGUUAUGCAGGAGAAUUAUGGCAAUGUUGUCUCGUUAGAUUUUGAGAUCAGGAGUGAGAAUGAGGUGAAUCCAAAACAAGAGAUGAGUGAAGAUGUAGAAUUUGGGACCGUGUCUGAAAGACCUGUUGGGAAUACUGAGAGAAAUCCUGAAAGUGAUGAGGCCUUUGAAAGCAGGGAAAGAUCAGAAAGACAAUGGGGAGAUUUAACAGCAGAAGAGUGGGUAAGCUAUCCUCUCCAACAAGUCACUGAUCUUCUUGUCCACAAAGAAGUCCACACAGGCAUCCGCUAUCAUAUAUGUUCUCAUUGUGGAAAGGCCUUCAGUCAGAUCUCAGACCUUAAUCGACAUCAGAAAACCCACACUGGAGACAGACCCUAUAAGUGUUAUGAAUGUGGAAAGGGCUUCAGUCGGAGCUCACACCUUAUUCAGCAUCAAAGAACACACACUGGGGAGAGGCCCUAUGACUGUAAUGAGUGUGGGAAAAGUUUUGGAAGAAGCUCUCACCUCAUUCAGCAUCAGACAAUCCACACUGGAGAAAAGCCCCACAAAUGUAACGAGUGCGGGAAAAGUUUCUGCCGGCUCUCUCACCUAAUCCAGCACCAAAGGACCCACAGUGGGGAGAAACCCUAUGAGUGUGAGGAAUGUGGGAAAAGCUUCAGCCGGAGCUCUCACCUAGCUCAGCACCAGAGGACCCACACAGGCGAGAAGCCUUAUGAGUGUAACGAAUGUGGACGAGGCUUCAGUGAGAGAUCUGACCUCAUCAAACACUAUCGAGUCCACACAGGGGAGAGGCCCUACAAGUGUGACGAGUGUGGGAAGAAUUUCAGUCAGAACUCUGACCUCGUGCGCCAUCGCAGAGCCCACACGGGAGAAAAGCCGUACCACUGUAAUGAAUGUGGGGAGAAUUUCAGCCGCAUCUCACACUUGGUUCAGCACCAGAGAACCCACACGGGGGAAAAGCCGUAUGAAUGUAACGCUUGUGGGAAAAGCUUCAGCCGAAGCUCUCAUCUCAUCACACACCAGAAAAUUCACACUGGAGAGAAGCCCUACGAGUGCAAUGAGUGUUGGCGAAGCUUUGGUGAAAGGUCAGAUCUAAUUAAACACCAGAGAACCCACACGGGAGAGAAGCCCUAUGAGUGCGUGCAGUGUGGAAAAGGUUUCACCCAGAGCUCCAACCUCAUCACUCAUCAAAGAGUUCAUACGGGGGAGAAGCCUUAUGAAUGUACAGAAUGUGAGAAGAGUUUCAGCCGGAGCUCAGCUCUUAUUAAACAUAAGAGAGUUCACACCGACUAAGUCCUGUAAUUAUGAUGACUCGGAAAUGAUUCAUUUGAAGGUACAAUUUUAUUUGAUAUCAAAGAGCUCUCUCAGGACUGAGCUGCUUUUACCAUACUGAUUUUCCUUGUUGUGGGCCAAGGUUUAAAACAUCAAAGAAGACAAGCCACUUGAAAUUCUGACCCAUAGCUUUUGGAAUGUUAUCCCCUCCUCCAAAACAGUGAUUUUUAUUCACUUGAAUGACUUUAUCAAAAUCAGCCUCACAAGUAACUGGAAAUAUGAAGACCAGGGGAUAAAUGCUGGUAAAUGCUCGAGCCUGGUAAUGGAGUAAAUCUUUAAAAGUUAUUUCUCCCAUCCUUGGGUCAAAGAACUGUGCUAAGGGAAAUGUUGGACUGUGAUAGGGUGGUCACAGCUGCUUUGGAAAAAGACAACCAGAGACUUUGCCUGAAUUGCCAUACCUGUUCACUCACCAUGGUAGUUGGGCACACAUAUCUUCCCCUUCAAAGGGCUUUUCCCUUGAGUUGCUCAUGCGUUUGUAUCUUUCUGUCUUCCUGAGAGCAGGAUUCUGCACAAUGAAGGCACUGAUCAUAACUUUUCUCCUCAUUGUUUCUAAUUAACUUUUUUAAAGCUUGCAUCUUUGUGAAAGCUAACUGAAGACACAGAUUGAAACGAAAAAUGAGAUACAGGUUUGGGGACCAAGGACUCAUCAGCGGUGGUGACUUUAGCAAGAAAUGUCUGCUGUUGUUAUUGCCAUUAAUCAUAAUUUAUUAAUUUUCUUUGGGGAUCACUGUAGGGAACAUUGUAGCGAAAAUAUCUUCAAGGACAGAUAGGACCGUAAGUGAUGAUGGAGUGUAAGUGGAACUGACCGCUUCAGGGAAGGAUGCACAGAGUCCCUUCCCAAGGAACACAGGUCAUGUUUCUUUCAGAUCAGUUCUCCCUAUACUGCUAACUCUCGAAUUUGAUAAGGGCCACAUCCCAGCGUUAUCUUAGCUUGCAUAAGGGCAUGUGUUUGUACAGUAAAACAUGUAUUCCUGUGGUUUUUCCAAUAGCAGAAACUGAAUUCACACAGAAUUAGCAUGUUCUUGGGCGAUGUUGAUCAUGUGACAGAACUGCAGACAUAACUCCAAUGUGAGAAGUGUCCUUUGUUUUCUUUCUUUAUGGAAAAAACAUUUCAACACUGGUGCUCUAGUGUGCACUCUCCUGUAAGAUCUGUCUUUGUACAGAACUAAGCACUUGUCUAUAUGUGUCAGUCAAUUGUGGGAGAUCGUGACCGGACAAAUAGGUUGAUUGUCCUGUUCUCAGACUGAGUUAUCUUCUCUUUGGCCUAGUCACAAGGAAUUAAUAAACCUAGAUAGGAAUGUAUUUCCAUCCUUCCAGCUUGCAGAUAUGAGUGGUUAAAGUAAAGGUUGACCCAAUUUAAGCCCAGUAGUGUCAGUUUUCCUUAUCUCAGCCCAAAUAGGAAUUAAGAAAUAUCCCAAAUGUUGAUGCUUAUCCAGGCAUUUGGAGAAGGGAGUAUUGAAGAAAGUAUUGAUGCCCAGGAGAUGGGAUGGAGUGAGGAAUUUUUUUUUGGCGCAUGCAUGCCCCAAGUUAUUUCUACUGUGCUUUAUUGUGAGUGUUGUAACAUUUGAAAAAUUCUUUUGCCAUAGCUCUUUGGUACUUGGUGUUAAAGGAGCCAGUGGUCUCUCUUGGGUAGUGUACUAUAGUGAGUUAUUAUGGCCCACACCUGUGUGGGACUGCAUCCCUUGCAAAUGGCACAACCUCGAAAGUAACAAAAUAAAAAACUACUCCACCAAGGAGAUUUCUUUAUGUUGCCACUCCUAUUUAACUACAAACUCGGGCAGGGAGCAUGUUUUUUGUUCUAUACAAAAUCUAGCCAACUGGGUAUUCAUAUUUUAAUUGUUGAAUGACUUACAUGUUCUUGAUGACUAAGCUCAAAUAUAUUUUUUCCCGUAUCAGUGUUGCUGAUGGUUUUAACGAAUAUCAGAGUUCUCCUGUUGUUUCUGUGAGCCACUACGAGCAUCAGCUUUGGAGUGGCCAUAGAAGACAGCAUUUCCAUGAUCUAACUGUAUUUCACCCCCUUUUCCUUCCCUACUCUCCUGCCCCACCCCAGCCUGUUCGUGCUGCUGCUUUUGGCUUCUAAGUGCCCCAGCCAUCUCUCCCUACAUGUACACUUCAGCUGAGAAGUUAAGAGGGCAAGGGCCAGACCAGCUCUGUUUCCUCUCUUUCUGCCAAUUGCUGCCCAUCUGCUGUGCUGAACUUUGUGUAGAAGUUGUGCAUCAGAUUCUCUCUGCUAAUGCGUUUUGCAUGCCUUCUGCUCCCAAGUCUCUAGCUGCUUCUGCACAUACCCUGAAUGCUUUGUGCCUGUUUUCUAUGGUUGUGGAGAGUGAGUGAACGAGUAAGUACGUAGAGCAGUUUUCCUUAUGGUAUUGGUCACAGUUAUCCUAGUGUCUGUCUACAUCUGUAUUAUUAUAAUAAUAUUCUAUAAUUAAAAGUAUAAUUUUUAAAAUCAAAAAACUGAGAAUUAUUUUAGUAAUCCAGCACUGAUUCAUAAAAUGUCUUUUCAUCAGAUUCAUUAAAAUUGGGCACAGUUGUCUUUA
Diceros bicornis minor is the source of this 6343-nucleotide messenger RNA. RefSeq names its product zinc finger protein 436 (gene ZNF436). Gene Ontology annotation, molecular function: RNA polymerase II cis-regulatory region sequence-specific DNA binding; DNA-binding transcription factor activity, RNA polymerase II-specific. The transcript has 4 exons. Bases 2355 to 3767 code for a protein of 470 amino acids. Gene Ontology annotation, cellular component: nucleus. Gene Ontology annotation, biological process: central nervous system development; regulation of transcription by RNA polymerase II. The record is from RefSeq and is a predicted model, not a curated record. NCBI's taxonomy places the organism in Eukaryota, Metazoa, Chordata, Mammalia, Perissodactyla, Rhinocerotidae.